Messenger RNA from Clonostachys byssicola, 303 nucleotides. Lineage: Eukaryota; Fungi; Ascomycota; Sordariomycetes; Hypocreales; Bionectriaceae. The record is from the annotation of a GenBank genome assembly.
AUGCCACGGUGCAGCCCCUGCGAGCUAGCAGACGUUGACUGUGUCGUGACUGGCCCUUCUGGCUCGGGAAACUACAAUAGACAAUAUGUUGCAUCGCUCCAAGCCAAGGUCUGUGCCUUGGAAAAGCGCGAGAACGAGCUUAAAGCUCUGGUGAGAAGAGAGAAAUUGCGCUUGAGGAGAACCUCCUCAGACAUCGUCACAGAACGAGAAGCCUUUGCCGUUACCAGGAAAGCCAAGGACAGCCCAUCGACAGCUACUUCAAAUGUUUCCAUCAGCGAACACGGAAUGCAUGGAAUGGGGUAA